CCUAUAUCGCGGAAGUGGAACUUGUCAGAGUUCAUCCUGCUGUCUCAGAAAGCCAGUGCUGCAGCUUUUGUAGCCUCUGUUACCCUCUCAAACCAGACAGUAAAAUCUCAAAACAAUGUCUCUGUCUUUCGAGGGAAGAGUCGUGCUUGUUACUGGGGCCGGAGGAGGUCUUGGCAGAGAAUAUGCACUGGCUUUUGCUGAGAGAGGUGCCUCAGUAAUAGUGAAUGACCUUGGGGCAGACACUAAAGGAGGCGGAAAGAGUUCUGCAGCUGCUGAUAAGGUGGUGGAAGAGAUAAGAGCGAAGGGAGGCAAGGCAGUGGCGAACUAUGAUUCUGUAGAAGAUGGAGAGAAGCUGAUCCAGACAGCAUUGGAUGCAUUUGGAAGAAUAGAUGUUGUUGUAAACAAUGCUGGAAUACUUCGUGACCGAUCAUUUGCCAGGACGAGUGAUUUGGAUUGGGACCUCAUUCAAAGAGUUCACUUGAGAGGCUCUUUCUUAGUGACUCGAGCUGCCUGGAACCACAUGAAAAACCAAAAGUUUGGCAGAAUCAUCAUGACUGCUUCAGCCGCUGGGAUCUAUGGCAACUUUGGCCAGGCCAACUACAGCGCUGCCAAGCUGGGCUUGCUGGGGCUGGCUAACACUUUGGCAAUCGAGGGUCGCAAGUACAACAUCCACUGCAAUACGAUUGCUCCUGUUGCUGGGUCACGGCUCACAGAAACAGUCAUGCCUCCAGAUCUUGUGGCGUCUCUGAAGCCUGAGUAUGUUGCUCCUUUGGUCCUCUGGCUCUGUCAUGAACAAUGCCAGGAGAAUGGAGGACUGUUUGAGGUUGGUGCAGGCUGGAUUGGUAAAUUGCGCUGGGAGCGUACUCAGGGCUAUAUAGUGAGACAGAAGAACCAAUCCAUGAAACCCGAGGCCAUCAGGGACCACUGGGAAAAAAUAUGUGACUUUACAGAUGCCACCAAACCUGCUAAUGUACAAGAGUCUCUGCAGUCAAUGGUGAGUGUGCUGUCUCAAGUGGAAUCACAGGGUGAUGUUGGUGUGAAUCCAGCAGCAGCUGCAGCCUCUGCAGGCUUGGGAUCAGGGAUUGAUCCUACUAAAGCAGUGGGACAAAAACUUCCUCCAACCACUUUCAGCUUCAACCAUACCCAGUGUAUCCUGUAUGCGCUGGGUGUCGGGAUGUCCACCAAGGACCCAGACCAUCUGAGGUUCCUGUAUGAAGGCCAUCCGGACUUCGGCUGCCUCCCCACCUUCGGGGUCAUUCCCUCCCAGGCAGCUAUGAUGGGUGGCGGCCUGAGCUCAGUCCCUGGACUCAACAUAGAUUUUACCCAGGUGUUGCAUGGAGAGCAGUACUUGGAGCUCUACAAACCUCUGCCAACUUCAGGUAAACUCACCUCUGAGGCCACGAUAGCAGACGUGUUGGAUAAAGGAUCUGGAGCUGUCAUCCUCCUGGAUGUGAAUACCUACAGUGGCAACGAGCUGGUGUGCUACAACCAGUUUUCAGUGUUUGUUGUCGGCGCUGGAGGCUUCGGAGGAAAGAGAAGCUCUGAGAAAGCCAAACCUCCUGUUCCUCCUCCUAAACGCUCACCAGAUGCUGUUGUGAUUGAUUCGACCACAAGAGACCAAGCUGCCUUGUAUCGCCUGAGCGGAGACUGGAACCCUCUUCAUAUAGACCCCAGCUUUGCUGCUAUGGGAGGCUUCAAAGCGCCCAUCCUGCAUGGCCUGUGUUCGUUCGGCUUCGCUGCGAGACACGUCCUCAAGCAGUUCGCCGACAACGACCCCUCCAGAUUCAAGGCCAUCAAGGUUCGCUUUGUGAAGCCGGUGAUGCCGGGUCAGUCACUGCAGACUGAGAUGUGGAAGGAAGGCAACAGAGUUCACAUCCAGUGCAAAGUGAAGGAGACCGAUGCAGUUGUGCUGGCAGGAGCCUAUGUGGAUUUGCACGGAACCUCAGGAGCAUCUCCAGAAAAUCUCUCUCAGGGAGGUGGCCUUCAGAGUGAGCUGGUGUUUGCAGAGAUUGGCCGUCGUAUCAAAGACGCGGGCUCAGAGCUGGUCAAGAAGGUGAACGCUGUGUUCGGCUGGGAGAUCACGAAAGAUGGGAAGAAAGCGGCACAGUGGACCAUUGAUCUGAAGAGCGGCAGCGGGUCAUUGCACAAAGGGCCUUACAGCGGAAAGGUGGAUGUGACCAUGACUGUGUCGGACGAAGACUUCAUGGAGGUGGUGCAGGGGAAGCUCAACCCUCAGAAGGCCUUCUUCUCUGGCAAGCUGAAGGUUAGAGGGAACAUCAUGCUGAGUCAGAAGCUGGAGGUUAUCCUGAAGGACUACGCCAAGCUGUGAGCUCCUCAGCCAGCCAAUCAAACGACUUCAAGAACUGAUCAACCUACAAGCUCGCUUUCUCCUUCUGUGUGUGUGUGUGUGUGUGUGUGUGUGUGUGUGUGUGUGUGUGUGUUUACAUACUUUUCCUCUCGAGGAAAACACACACAAAGUGACCCUGAGAAUUAAUUCUGAAGUGUCACUAAUCAAGUUUCAAAGAGUCUGAAAUAAAGCGUCUUUAUUCUCAGCCAUCAUGAGGAGAAACUCUAAUUUACACCUGGGUACAGUCGCUCCUUGCUAACCUGUGCCUAAUGAAUCAUGUAGAAAAUAACCAAAGCAUUUCAUAUAUGUAAUUGCUUCACAAAGACUGUGCUCAAAUGUGUCUAAUGAAACGAUUGCUCUAUUAAAAAAAAAGAACUAAAUGAGAAUAAAAAGUCAUCGUUUAACACUUAAA
Oreochromis niloticus (Nile tilapia) is the source of this 2759-nucleotide messenger RNA. It is a transcript of the gene hsd17b4, whose product is annotated as hydroxysteroid (17-beta) dehydrogenase 4. The transcript has 25 exons. The coding region runs from base 116 to 2329 and encodes 737 amino acids. NCBI's taxonomy places the organism in Eukaryota, Metazoa, Chordata, Actinopteri, Cichliformes, Cichlidae. The record is from RefSeq and is a predicted model, not a curated record. Gene Ontology annotation, molecular function: oxidoreductase activity.